This is a messenger RNA of Malania oleifera, 3652 nucleotides long. Its product is annotated as auxin response factor 6-like. The record is from RefSeq and is a predicted model, not a curated record. Gene Ontology annotation, cellular component: nucleus. Gene Ontology annotation, molecular function: protein binding; DNA binding. The transcript is spliced from 14 exons. NCBI's taxonomy places the organism in Eukaryota, Viridiplantae, Streptophyta, Magnoliopsida, Santalales, Ximeniaceae. Gene Ontology annotation, biological process: regulation of DNA-templated transcription; response to hormone. Bases 596 to 3235 code for a protein of 879 amino acids.
GCCCUCGCACGCGCUCUCUCACUCACUCUCUCUCUUCAAGCUCAUGAUCAUAUAAAUUCGCACUCUAAAAAUAAUGUCGACUGCAUUAAUAAUAAUUGAUUGAAGUGCCGAGGGGGGGGAGAGAGGUGCCAUCAGCAGCUUCCCUUGCUUGGCUAUGGAGCAAAUCCAGCUCUGUAAGCUUUCACCCAUAUCUCUCUAGCUCUAAACAGUCUUUUGCUCGAAUGCUUCUGAGCUGCUCAAUUGGCUGCACGCUGGAUACCUCUGCUCUUGCUUGGGCAUUUUGGUGAAUGAUUUGUGCUGAAACCCUAAGGAGGAGUAAGCUGUGAAGUGUGUGGAAAUUCGGAAUUGUUGGGGUUGAUUUUUGGGGGAGGGGAUUGUUAGGGUUUUGGGGGGGAUCUCGGGUGCUUGAGGUUGUGGAGGAUGCGGUGGUGUAGUGAAAGUGGGUUUGGAUGAGUGGGGGAGUGGGGGGUGGGGGUGGGUGGGGUGGUGACUAGACCGGCUUGCCUUUGUUUUGGAGGGUGUGAUCCGAGAUUGUGAGAGUGGAGGGGUGAGGUGAAAGAGAUUUAGUAGGUGAAAGUGGAAUUGAGAUUGCAGAAUGAGACUGUCUUCGUCGGGGUUUGCUCCUCAGCAGCAGGAAGGGGAGAAGAAAUGUUUGAAUUCUGAACUAUGGCAUGCUUGUGCGGGUCCUCUCGUAUCUCUGCCUGCUGUUGGAAGCCGUGUGGUCUACUUCCCCCAGGGCCACAGUGAGCAGGUAGCUGCCUCAACAAACAAGGAAGUAGAUGCUCAUAUCCCUAACUAUCCUAGUUUACCCUCGCAACUUAUUUGUCAGCUUCACAAUGUUACUAUGCAUGCAGAUGUGGAGACAGAUGAAGUAUAUGCUCAAAUGACCCUGCAGCCACUAAGUCCACAAGAGCAAAAGGAUGUGUAUCUACUACCUGCAGAGUUAGGCACUCCUAGCAAACAGCCAACAAACUAUUUUUGUAAAACGUUAACUGCAAGUGAUACUAGCACUCAUGGAGGAUUCUCUGUUCCUCGCCGAGCGGCUGAAAAAGUCUUUCCUCCUCUUGACUACUCUUUACAGCCUCCAGCCCAAGAAUUGAUUGCAAGGGAUCUCCAUGAUAAUGAAUGGAAAUUCAGACAUAUAUUUCGUGGUCAACCCAAGAGGCAUCUUCUUACUACAGGAUGGAGUGUGUUUGUAAGUGCAAAGAGGCUUGUUGCUGGAGAUUCUGUCAUUUUUAUCUGGAAUGAAAAGAACCAAUUACUCCUGGGUAUCCGGCGAGCUAAUCGUCCUCAAACUGUCAUGCCCUCAUCAGUUUUAUCAAGUGAUAGCAUGCACAUAGGACUUCUUGCUGCAGCGGCUCAUGCAGCGGCUACAAAUAGUCGUUUUACUAUAUUUUACAACCCAAGGGCUAGUCCAUCAGAAUUUGUCAUACCUUUGGCAAAGUAUGCGAAAGCAGUUUAUCAUACCCGAGUUUCUGUGGGCAUGCGGUUCAGGAUGCUGUUUGAGACGGAAGAGUCAAGUGUUCGUCGGUACAUGGGAACAAUAACUGGAAUUAGUGAUUUGGAUCCUGUUCGCUGGCCAAACUCACACUGGCGCUCAGUUAAGGUUGGUUGGGAUGAAUCCACUGCUGGUGAGAGGCAGCCAAGAGUUUCUUUGUGGGAAAUUGAACCAUUAACAACAUUUCCAAUGUACCCAUCUCCAUUCCCCCUCAGACUGAAGCGACCAUGGCCAUCUGGGAUACCCUCUUUUCAUGCCCUCAAGGAUGGUGAUAUGAGCCUUAAUUCUCCGCUGACAUGGCUUCGUGGAGAUGUUGGAGAUCAGGGCCUUCAGUCUAUAAAUUUCCAAGGGUUUGGUGUCACACCCUGGAUGCAGCCCAGGCUUGACGCUUCCAUGAUAGGUCUACAGCCUGACAUGUACCAAGCAAUGGCAGCUGCUGCAUUUCAAGAAAUGAGGGCUGUGGAUCCUUCCAAAUGUGCACCUCAAUCUGUUCUGCAGUUUCAGCAACCUCAAAAUGUCUCAAGUGGGGCUGCUGCUCUUAUUCAGCGGCAGAUUUUGCAGCAGUCCCAAUCUCAACACACCUUCCUUCAAAGCAUCCAACAAAAUCCUGUUUCCACUCGGGCUCAGGCCCAGUCUCAGCUUCUGCAGCAACAGUUGCAGCAUCAUCAUUCAUACAAUGAUCAGCAGCAACAACCGCAUCAACAGCGGCAGCAAUUUCAACAAUCCCAACAACUACAUUCACAAUUAGCUAAUCAGCAACAUAUCCCUAAUGCAAUCUCUUCUCUAUCUCAAUUUUCAUCAGCCACUCAGUUGCAAUCUCCAUCUUUGCAGACUAUUGUUUCCUCAUGCCAACCACAUUCCUUCCAUGAUUCUGUUGGGAACUCUAUAACCACAACUGAUGUUUCUCCCAUGCAGAGCCUUAUUGGAUCAUUUUCCCAGGAUGGAGCAUCCUACCCAAAUAAUUUGAAUGGAACCAAGCCUAUGAUUCCUUCUUCUGCUUUGUUACCAAAGCAAGUUGCGAUGGAACCACAGCUUCCUCCUGGAGAUGCACAAUGUGUACUGCCCCCUGUUGAGCAGAUGGGAACACCACAGUCAAAUGUAUCUGAACUUGCUACUUUGCUGGCCCCAUUUCCUGGUAGAGGGUACCCCGCAUACCAAGGUGCUGCUGAUCCACAAAGCAAUCUUUUGUUUGGUGUUAAUAUAGACUCAUCUCUCAUGCUUCAAAACGGGGCGCCCAGUCUGAGAAGUGUGGGCAGUGAGAAUGAAUCGUUUUCUAUUCCAUUUGCAUCAUCACAUUUUACGAGUGCUACGAGCACCGACUUUCCGCUUCAUUCGGACAUGACAACAUCCAGUUGCAUUGACGAAUCAGGUUUCUUGCAGUCUUCUGAAAAUGUGGACCAAGUAAACCCACCAACUGAAACCUUUGUGAAGGUUCAUAAGUCAGGGUCCUUUGGAAGGUCACUGGACAUUUCCAAGUUUAGCAGCUAUAAUGAGCUGCGCAGUGAACUUGCUCGCAUGUUUGGCCUUGAAGGCCAGUUGGAGGACCCUCAGAGAUCAGGCUGGCAGCUUGUAUUUGUUGACCGGGAGAAUGACGCCCUUCUCCUCGGUGACGACCCUUGGCCGGAAUUUGUUAACAACGUAUGGUAUAUUAAGAUACUUUCUCCACUUGAAGUUCAACAAAUGGGCAAGGAAGGUCUUGAAUUGACAAAUUCUGGCCCGAGAUCAAUGCCUAUGUGAGUAGACAGAUCUCGGAAUAUCUGAGUGAUGGGUUGCAUUUGUGACAUCUCCCGACCACUAGGGGAAUGACUUGGGAAUGGGAAAAGUGGCUGCUGAAAUGUGUCUUCUGUUGCAGUGCCCAUACUGUUUUCUUGAGUUGUUAGCAUUUUUUCUGCCCUCGCCAUUCGUGGUGUGGGCAUGCCGGUAUUUAAAGCUUGCAUCUCAGUUCAUUAGUGUAAAGUGUGACAAGAAAUGUUUUGAGAUUUAUCAUAAUAUUAGGAGCAGCACCUACCUGGUAGUAGUGACUUUACCGUAAUAGCUGUCAACUUGCAAUCUCAUAAUUUACAUGUAGACUAGCUUCCAGUACUUCGACUGGGAUGCCAACUAUGUAUUUGGCUCACCAAGUAAUUUAUUUUCUAUUAAAAUUGUUGAAUUGUU